UCCGUAGACACACGGGGUUGUUUUGUUUCUGUCUUUUAGAAUAGUCAACUUAGCCGUCAAACUUCCCACCCUAUUCACAGCAUAAUUGAGCUUCCCCUUCUUUAUAUAUACCUCAAACACCCGUUCCCUUUUUCUCAUGUUCUUUUAGCCAUAAACCCAGAAUAUUCAUAAUGAAAAGAGGAAUAGAGUGUGUAGAGAUUCAGGGUUUCUACAUUGCAAAAUGUCUAAUGCUGAUAUCUCAAGGCCUAGAAACCCAGCAAAAACACCAUUCGGCCAGCGAGGUUUUCGAGUGCAAAACUUGUCACCGGUGCUUUCCGUCAUUCCAGGCAUUGGGGGGUCACCGAGCAAGCCACAAGAGACCCAAAUUGGUGGGGGACAAACCAAACAAAACAACGCAUUUCCUUAGUUUAUCAUCGACCGAUCAGUCCAAGACUCAUGAGUGCUCAAUUUGCGGCCAAGUGUUUUCCAUGGGACAAGCUUUGGGUGGACAUAUGAGGAGGCAUCGAAUCACCAUGAACGAAUGCUUCUCUCCGUUUCCGCUUGUUCCGACGGUGCCGGUCUUGAAGAGAUCGAAUAGUAGUCGGAGGGUGGUUUGCUUGGACCUGAAUUUGACACCGUUGGAGAAUGACUUGCAAGUUUUGUUUGGGAGCAAGGCUCCCAAGGUUGAUCUUUGCAUUUGAUAACAUGUGAAUGUUAUUUUUUUUCUCUUCUUUUGAUUUGUAUUCUUUUAUUUGUUUCUUUGGCUUCCUCUUCUGUUGUUCAUUUGUUGUAGUUGAAAU
Molecule: messenger RNA, 779 nt
Organism: Hibiscus syriacus
Lineage: Eukaryota; Viridiplantae; Streptophyta; Magnoliopsida; Malvales; Malvaceae
Product: zinc finger protein ZAT11-like
Exons: 1
Coding region: 171-680 (169 amino acids)
Biological process (GO): response to stress; response to chitin
Source: RefSeq, a predicted model, not a curated record